Molecule: messenger RNA, 739 nt
Organism: Brassica oleracea var. oleracea
Lineage: Eukaryota; Viridiplantae; Streptophyta; Magnoliopsida; Brassicales; Brassicaceae
Exons: 1
Coding region: 22-573 (183 amino acids)
Source: RefSeq, a predicted model, not a curated record
UAAAACAGUUAAACAAUAAAAAUGGGAAUCUCAAGAUCUAAAGGAAACACACACAACAUCUUCCUACUCUGCAACUACAUCCUCUUAGGCUCGGCUUCAAGUUGCAUCUUCCUCACAAUCUCCCUCCGUCUCUUCCCUUCUCUCUCCGGCCUCUCUCUCAUCUUCCUCCACACUCUCACCAUCGCCACUGCUGUCACCGGCUGCUCCGUUUUCGCCUCUUCAACCGCCGCAACCACAAGCGACAGAUUGUACGGUGCACACAUGGUGGCCACAGUCCUCGCUGCCAUAUUCCAAGGGGCAGUCUCUGUUCUGAUAUUCACGAGAACAGGGGAUUUCCUCAGGGUUCUGAAAUCUUAUGUUCUGGUAGAAGACGGAGCGGUGAUUCUUAAACUCGCAGGUGGUUUGUGUAUACUGAUGUUCUGCUUAGAGUGGGUUGUUCUUGUGUUAGCGUUCUUGUUGAAGUACAGUGAUUAUUUGGAUGAGAGCGUUGUGGAUGAUGAUGGUAGUAAGUUCCAGAGGCAAAAAGAAGAUCUCAAGGAUUGGCCUUCUUACCCAUUUCAACUCAAGCUUUGAUUUCAAUUCAAUGUGUUUCUAUUUUUGGUACUUUGGAUUCAUUCUUUGGUUGAUUUUAUUUAUAUAUUUAUGUUUGUGAAAUUGGCAAAAACUAUAUAUCAUCAUGUAUGGUUUCACGCUUGUUAUUUGAUAAUUUUGUCAUAAAUAAGAUCAGUGUGUAUAUUUU